Neoarius graeffei (lesser salmon catfish) is the source of this 3808-nucleotide messenger RNA. Its product is annotated as protein CIP2A homolog. The record is from RefSeq and is a predicted model, not a curated record. NCBI's taxonomy places the organism in Eukaryota, Metazoa, Chordata, Actinopteri, Siluriformes, Ariidae. The transcript is spliced from 21 exons. Bases 348 to 3026 code for a protein of 892 amino acids.
UUGAAAGCGGGAGGAAGUCCGUUUCCAGGCAGCUCGCGCUGAAAGAGCAUUCAUAUUAUUACGUUAUAUGAAAACAAAUUAAAUAAAAUAAUUUUAUUCGACGAGUUCAGUGUAGGACAAUAAGGUUUUUUUUAAUGUUAAAACAUAUUAGGAGCUUAAAUCCAUUAUAACGUUAACAAGACUACAUAAAAGUAUGAGCUAAGUUAGCUAGUGAACACUGCUAGCUAGCAGACAGGCUAAUUACCUCAGGAAAGUGAACGCUUAUUAUAUUUACACAGUUUAUUUUUGUCCUGAUCGAUUCGGAUCAGAAAAUAUACUUAAUUCCGCGGUUAUUUUGCUUUCCCGGGAUGGACAUUACGACGUGUCUGAAGUCUCUGCUUCUGGCGAUUCGACAACACAAAGACACCGGAGGGACAGUGAACGCAUCACUGCUGCAGAAACAAAUCGAAGACGUGUCCGCCUUAAAGUGCUCCAGGAUCUUGUGCUCAGGACAGGUUCUCCCCAGUGAGUGUCUAAACGGGCUGCUGGAAGUAGCUGGAGAUCCCAACACGAGUCCUUCUCUGACAGGGAGUGUCCUGUCUCUGCUCGCCCAGCUCGUGUCUGAUGAUGAGAGUAAAGAGGUGCUUCAUAGUCGUUAUAAUGUCGUUGGCACACUGGUGGCCCUCAUCCACAGUCACAGAGCUACACCUGAGGAGCCGAUCGUACUUCAGUGUCUUCAGGUCCUGCAGCAUCUUACCUACAAUGUCAGAAUCCUCCACUGUGUCUCUCACAUGGACAACCUCCUGAUGUUCCUCAUGCUCAACAUCCAGUCUCAGAAUGAUGACAUCACCAAGCCGUGCUUAGGCCUGAUGGCUAAUCUGUGUCGACACAACCAGUCUGUACAGGUGCAGAUCAAGAGUCAGAGUAAUGUUAAAGCUUUCUACAGAGCUUUACUGAACCUUCUUGGUCACAACUGUCUCACUGUGGUUGUCUUCGCGCUCUCAAUCUUGUCCAGCCUUACCCUCAGUGAGGAAGUGGGCCAAAAGUUGUUCAAUGCAAAAAACAUUCACCAGACUUUCCAGCUCAUCUUUAACAUCACAGUGAAUGGAGAUGGAACCCUGACAAGGAACUAUGCCGUCGACUUAUUGGUGGAUCUGCUGAAAAACGCCAAGAUUGCUGAUUACCUCACUAAUUAUAAACACCUCCCCGUGUGUGUGAGUGAAGUGGUCGGCCUUCUCCACGGGAAAGACCCGGAUACAGCAAUGAAGGUUCUGGAGCUGCUCGUGUCCCUGUGCUCGGUUCCGCCCCUGCGCAGACUCAUCUGUCAGACGGUUUUAAAACCUGCUGCCCCUCGCCUUCAGCCUGACGCCAAGAACCUCACCCAGGUCAGGGGGGUGGAGCCGGGUCUGGCGCUGCUUCAGUGGGCCACACACCCCCUGCAGGGAUCGGAGCGGUGCUGCCUGCUUGCGCUGGAACUCUUCACUGAGCUGUUUGAGGAAGUGAUUGGUUCCUCGCAGUGCGGUUCUGCACGCUCGUUUUUGGAGCUCCUUCUCCCAGCGCUGCAGAGUUUACUGCAGACUCCAGACUUGAGUGCAGGAGACGAACUGCUCCGGAGGCACUGUGCCAGAGCUGGAUGGGUGCUGGAGCUCCUGCUGGUCUUGUGCGGAGAUGACUUCCUGAAGACUCUGGUGGCGCAGAACGUGAGCUCAGAGCUGUGCGUAUCGCUGGUGGAGCUGCUGCUGUGUAACACUCAGGACUGCGUCACUUCCAUCUGCUCGGACUCGAGCUCUCAGCUCAGCCAUGCAUGCUGUGAGACAGUCCUGAAGACUCUGGAGCUGAUGAGCCAGCUGAAGCAGCACGUAGCCGACAUGGAGACCUGCUUUUACCGCCUGCUGCAGGACCAGCGCAUGGUGACGCCUGUGUCUCAGGCCCUGACAUCUCCACACCGAGAGCGAGUACACACGGCACUGCGUGUCCUGUUUGAAGCCGCUCCGCUGCCUGACUUCCCCGCCAUCAUUUUAGGUGAAAGCAUCGCAGCGAAUAACGCGUACCGGCAACGCGAGGGCGAGCUGAGCAUCAGAGGCAGCGGCGUUCAGGAGGAUGGAGUCGGCUUUGCUGUGUCCACUGCUGCUCUGAACUGUCCGCCUUGCCAGAGCAUCGACAGCCUCAUCGAGAAACUGCAGAGCGGCAUUCAGUUACAGGAGCAGAUGAAAGACGUUCACGUGUCAGAGAUCAUCGAUGUGUAUGAGCAGAAAAUUUCCGCCCUGGCCUCUAAGGAAGGCCGUCUGCAGGAUAUCUUGGAGGUCAAAGCUCUCGCUCUGUCUCAGGCUGACCGCCUCAUCGCUCAGUACCGCUGUCAGAGAGCACAAGCCGAGGCUGAGGCCCGGAAGCUGGCGUCUCUGCUGAAGGACACAGAGAGGAGGAAGGAGGAGCUGCAGGCUGAACUGAGCGAUCAGAUGAUGGAGGUGGAGAAGCUGAAGUGCGACAGUCAGCAGCUUCUGCAGCACAACAGCCGCCUGCAGGCCGUGUCUGACGAACACCAGAACCUGAAGAGCACCUACAACCAGCUGCUGAGCAGGUACAAUAAGAGCGAAGCGAUGCUGAAGGAGCUCCAGGCCGCCCACAUCUCCCUCACACAGCAGGCCGAAUCCCUGAGGAGGAGCAAUGAGGGGCUCAGAGUGCAGCAGGAGAGGUUGUCAUCAGAGCUGCAGCAGAAGGAGGAGAAAAUCUCAGAAAUGGAAGCAGGCAUGCAGGAGAAACACAACACUAUAGAGGACCUGCAGGCUGAGCUGAGGAGGCAGGAGGAGCAGGCUGGAGAGAUGGAGGAGAACAUCAGUACGCUGAGGAAGGAACUCGCCAAGACGGAGCAGGCCAGGAAGGAAGCCAGCAUCAAGGCCUCGUCUCUGGAGCUGCAAAGAUCUCAACUGGAGUCCAGACUGAAGCAGAAGGAGGAGGAGCUGAACACACACACGCAGAUGAUCGCCAUGAUCCACAGCCUGAGCAGCAGCAAACUGAAGAAUGAUGCCACAGCCAACUUUUCUCUGUGACACACACACUUUACACACACUCCACGUUUGCUUUACAUGCACUAACACACACACACACACACACACACACACACACACACACACACACACACACCAGCCAUGAUGAACUCCGAUGAUAAAUAUAAUAUGAAAUACAGUUGAUUUUUUUUUUAAACUCUAGAUUCAGAUAAAUUAUUUCUUUAUUAUUUUUUUUUAAAAAUGUGGUGUUUUCUCUCUCAUUCUACAUGUUCCUCUCGUAACAUUUUAAACAAAUAAAUGAAUAUUUCAUUAUUUUUAAUAAUGAUUUUAUCUGAUGCUGCAUUGCAAAACAAUUCGUUUCCAAUUUGGAUUUAAUCAAUUAAGUUUACAUUAACUGAUUUGAUUUGCAUGAGGGGGAAAAAAGCAAUUUGAAUUUUCAGCCAGGAGAUGGCGCUGUUACUCAUCAUGAAUAAUAAACUCCUUUUUUAGGUUUUUAGUUUGAUCCAGCACAGCCUGAGCAAGUAAAUCACUCAAAAGUCCUGGAUACAGUUGAGUUCAAAAGUUUGCACACCUAAAAGAAAAAAAGUCAGUGAACCGCAAUAAGAUAUUCAAUGUGCUGGAUUUAUUUAUUUUUUUUAAAUAAAUCUUUCCUGCUGUGCUAUUGUUCACUCAUCAUGUCCAGAGUUUGUGUUCACACUGUAUGAAGGGUAAAGGUUGCUGUGUUUGUGUUUUACUGACUGAGUAAUCCGCGAUGGUGUGGUUUCUGUUUUAUUUAAUGAGCUGCUGACUCGUGUGAUAAAUUCCAUAGAGGUUCUAUUCAUUUA